Messenger RNA from Penicillium nucicola, 1158 nucleotides. RefSeq names its product alpha-ketoacid dehydrogenase subunit beta. The coding region runs from base 1 to 1158 and encodes 385 amino acids. The transcript is spliced from 3 exons. Gene Ontology annotation, molecular function: catalytic activity. Gene Ontology annotation, biological process: branched-chain amino acid catabolic process; response to nutrient. NCBI's taxonomy places the organism in Eukaryota, Fungi, Ascomycota, Eurotiomycetes, Eurotiales, Aspergillaceae. The record is from RefSeq and is a predicted model, not a curated record.
AUGAUUACUCGUCAUAUACCAUCUGGUGGACUGCCUAUUUCGAAAGCGCGUGGCUAUACAACAAGUGCAAAAGUGCGGCGACUGAACCUACCGAUAGACUUUAAAGCCACGCCAUUGCUGCACCAUUCUCCGAAAACAUUCCAAAGCAGUGGCAUUCCAACUGAAGGGACGUCCAAGCGAUUGAAUCUCUGCCAGGCCGUCAAUACCGCUUUAGCCACCGCACUGCGUUCAUCCAAAGACGUACUUUGCUUCGGUGAAGAUGUUGCAUUCGGCGGAGUUUUUCGCUGCACGAGUGGACUUCAAAGCGAGUUUGGUUCCCACCGGGUCUUCAAUACUCCUCUGACGGAGCAAGGCAUUGUUGGUGCAGCGAUAGGUGCCGCAGCGGAGGGAAGAAAGCCGGUUGUUGAGAUCCAAUUUGCAGAUUACGUCUUCCCUGCGUUUGAUCAAAUUGUCAAUGAAGCGAGUAAGUUUCGGUACCGAGAGGGUGCUACGGGCAGCAAUCUUGGGGGUAUGGUCAUUAGGAUGCCUUGUGGAGGUGUUGGGCAUGGUGCAUUAUACCACACCCAAUCACCAGAGAGUCUCUUUUGUCAUAUCCCAGGUUUCAAGGUCAUCAUGCCGCGCUCGCCGUCUCAGGCAAAGGGCCUGCUGUUGUCUGCGAUACUCGAAUCGAAGGACCCAGUCAUCUUCCUCGAGCCUAAGAUCCUCUAUCGGGCUGCCGUGGAAGAGGUCCCGGAAAUUCCGUACACACUGCCACUCAGCAGAGCGGAGGUCCUGAAGCAGGGUGCCGAUCUGACGAUUGUCUCAUAUGGCCGACCACUUUAUACGUGCCAGGCUGCAAUUGAGGCCAUUGAGAAGGAGAUUCCGGGCGUCACCAUUGAGUUGAUUGAUUUGCGAACUAUUUAUCCCUGGGAUAGGGAGACUGUGACUGAAAGUGUCAAGAAGACCGGUCGCAGCAUUAUCGUUCAUGAAAGUAUGGUCAAUUUCGGCGUUGGUGCAGAAGUCGCGUCAACGAUACAAGAAAAUGCCUUUUUUCAUCUCCAGGCUCCCGUCAAGCGGGUUGCUGGGUGGUCUACUCACACGGGGUUAGCCUGGGAGAAAUACAUUCUCCCUGAUGUUACCAGGAUUUAUGAUGCUAUCAAGGAGACACUGAAGGUUUGA